AUGGAUCCAACAGAAGCUGCAAAUAACUCUGAUGCCCAGGAAAAUUCAGCAGAAGUUAAUGCAAAAAUAUUUCCAUUAGCUUCUCCAGAAUUAACUAAUCAAAUCUUAGACGUCAUACAGAGGGCGACUGUAUACAGACAACUUAGGAGAGGUGCAAAUGAAGCUGUCAAAAGUUUGCAUAAGGGAAUAUCAGAAUUAGUAGUUUUAGCAGCAGAUGCCAAGCCAUUGGAAAUUAUUUCUCAUAUCCCUUUAGUUUGUGAAGAUAAGAACACUCCAUAUGUAUAUGUUAGAAGUAAAAUGGCAUUAGGACGUGCUUGUGGAAUAUCAAGAUCUGUGAUAGCUACUUCAAUAAUUACAAAAGAUGGAUCACCAUUAGAAACUCAAAUAACAGAAUUAAAAGAUUUAAUAGAACAGAUGCUAAUAUAA
Plasmodium berghei ANKA is the source of this 426-nucleotide messenger RNA. RefSeq names its product 13 kDa ribonucleoprotein-associated protein, putative. Gene Ontology annotation, molecular function: RNA binding. Lineage: Eukaryota; Apicomplexa; Aconoidasida; Haemosporida; Plasmodiidae. Gene Ontology annotation, cellular component: precatalytic spliceosome; small-subunit processome; U4/U6 x U5 tri-snRNP complex. The transcript has 3 exons. The coding region runs from base 1 to 426 and encodes 141 amino acids. Gene Ontology annotation, biological process: maturation of SSU-rRNA; mRNA splicing, via spliceosome. The record is from RefSeq and is a predicted model, not a curated record.